Messenger RNA from Hirundo rustica (Barn swallow), 7916 nucleotides. RefSeq names its product solute carrier family 30 member 9 (gene SLC30A9). The record is from RefSeq and is a predicted model, not a curated record. Gene Ontology annotation, molecular function: monoatomic cation transmembrane transporter activity. Bases 27 to 1736 code for a protein of 569 amino acids. The transcript has 18 exons. Lineage: Eukaryota; Metazoa; Chordata; Aves; Passeriformes; Hirundinidae. Gene Ontology annotation, cellular component: nucleus; membrane. Gene Ontology annotation, biological process: zinc ion transport; transmembrane transport; positive regulation of transcription by RNA polymerase II.
CCGGCCGCUGCCGAGCGGCCGCCGCCAUGAUGCCGGCCCUGGCCGCCCAGCGGCGGGGCUGCCGCGGCCUCUACCGCCUGUACCUGCGGUGCCAGGCGGCGCCGCGGCCCCGCGCCUGCCACGGAUGGCAAGUUUCAAUGAAAAGUGGGAGCCUGUCUUAUAUUCUACCAUGUAAUCGCCUGCCUGUGCAGUUGAUGAGCCAAGUGAGAGUUUAUACCUCCAAUGGUCAGAAGAAGGAUCUUGGAUCAGAAGAUGCAAAUGGAUCAGCUCAUGGAGAAACCCUGCAUAAAGUUGAAACAGGACAAGAUACAGGCAAUGCAGGCCAAAAGCAGUCUUCACCUAAACAGCCGAUCCAAGUAAAAGUGAAAGCAGUCCUUAAAAAAAGAGAAUAUGGACCAAAAUACACACAGAAUAACUUCAUCACUGGAGUCAGAGCAAUAAAUGAGUUCUGUCUUAAAUCAAGUGAUUUAGACCAGCUGAGAAAAAUUAAACGACGAAGUCCCCAUGAUGACACUGAGACUUUCACGGUGUACCUGAGAUCGGAUGUAGAGGCGAAAUCUCUUGAAGUCUGGGGUAGUCCGGAGGCUCUUGCCAGAGAAAGAAAGCGACGUAAAGAGGCAGAGAUCAAGUACAGAGAAAAUUUGUUUAGAAACCAAAAGCUGUUGUGGGAAUACAAGGAGUUCUUUGGAAAUACUAAGCCACGCUCCAGUACAGCAGCUAUGUUUUUCAAGGGACCAGGGAAGGUGGUAAUGGUAGCUAUUUGCAUAAAUGGGUUGAAUUUUUUCUUUAAGCUACUUGCCUGGGUUUACACGGGUUCUGCAAGUAUGUUUUCAGAAGCCAUACAUUCUUUAGCAGACACAUGUAACCAGGCCUUGCUAGCUUUGGGCAUCAGUCAGUCUGCAAGGACACCUGACCCUAGUCAUCCGUAUGGUUUCACAAAUAUGCGCUAUAUUGCCUCCCUGAUUAGUGGAGUAGGCAUUUUCAUGAUGGGUGCAGGACUUUCUUGGUAUCAUGGGAUCAUAGGUUUACUCCACCCUCAUCCUGUAGAAUCUCUUCUCUGGGCAUACUGCAUUUUAGCAGGGUCAUUGGUAUCUGAAGGAGCCACCCUGCUUGUUGCUAUAAAUGAAAUUCGGAGGAGUGCUCGAGCCAAGGGUCUUUCAUUUUAUCAGUAUGUUGUGCAGAGUCGUGAUCCUAGUACCAAUGUGGUGUUACUGGAGGAUGCUGCAGCAGUUCUGAGCGUGGCUGUAGCUGCUACCUGUAUGGGUCUGACUUCUUUAACAGGAAACCCGUAUUAUGACAGUGUGGGGUCGCUAGGUGUUGGGACUUUGUUAGGAACUGUGUCAGCGUUUCUAAUCUACACUAACACUGAAGCCCUGCUGGGACGAUCCAUUGAACCUGAACAACUGCAGCGGCUCACCGAGUUACUAGAAAGUGAUCCUGUAGUAAGAGCAAUUCAUGAUGUGAAAGCCACAGACAUGGGAAUGAGCAAAGUGAGGUUCAAAGCAGAAGUAGACUUUGAUGGACGUGUUGUUACUCGGUCUUACCUGGAAAAACAAGACAUCGAACAGCUCCUACAAGAAAUUCAGCAAGUGAAAACCCUUGAAGAAUUAGAAGCCUUUAUGCUUAAGCAUGGUGAGAAUAUCAUUGACAUGCUGGGUGCUGAAGUAGACAGGCUUGAAAAGGACCUGAAGCAACGAAACCCUGAUGUUCGUCAUGUGGAUUUGGAGAUACUGUAGACUUGAGCAGGAGAAAUCUUCAGGUUGCUCCCCUUGUGGAAAGAAGUCCCAUGAAGGGCUGACAAGCUUCUGAGAUUGCAGUGGCCUCAGCACCAUACCUCGCUUCCUUUGCCGUAGGCUUCCUGGACUGUUAGCACUGCUUCUGUUUCUGGAAGAGCGCUAAACUUGCAGACAAAAAUUUCCAUGGCAAAAUCAGUUUCAAAAAGCUACUUGAGUUAAAUUCUACAGGAGAGUCUGUCCAAGUAUAUUUACUGUGAUCCAGAACUUAAAACUUGAGGUUCAGUUAGGCAGAUAACAGCUGCCUGAAACGAUACAACCCACAGUUUUUCCAUUUGUGUCCCUUCGCAGUCUGUUUGCACUUCUUUAGUUUCUUUCAAGAUAUCAUAAAGGUUCUUGGGAGAUAUUAAGAUUAGAUAGGAAGAGUUUGUUCCGGUGGAACCUGCCAACCUUAAAUUGUAAUAUUUCAACUGUGUGAUUGUUUCACAGUUUUUCUUUUCUAUGAGAUAAAUUGUUUCAAGUGGGCACUGGGCUUAUCUCAAGUACCAUGACCUGGAAACCUGCUUUUUGCCACCAUUAUGAUUACAACUGCACUUCAGGAAAACAAGGCUUUUCACCUUAGAGGAGCCAGCUGUAUGGGUUUAGCCAGAGUACAUUAAAUUACUGUGAAAAAUUACUGCAUACAAAUUUCGGUGCACUUCAGCUCUUUAAUUUUUUUUUUCUUUUUUUUCCCUACUUUAAUCCUUGUUUUCUUAUUUGUAAAUAUCUUCAGAUGUAAUCUGGCAGAUAUUUAUGGUAGUGCUUAUUAAAAGUUACCUGGCAUUGUUGGCUUUUUAUAUUUUAACUCUUUUGCCAGAUAUGGUCUUUGCUAGAAGAUGCGAGAGAUGUAGCUGGAAUAUAUUAUAGUAAAAAAUGAUUUAUUUAUAAUUAAACAAAUGAAUACAUUGUAUUUUUAAUUUAUUUGCCUUUAGGUAUUACCUGAAUUCAAAACCACUUACUCUGAAUUUUUUGAUAACUUGACCUUGCUUGUUUGGGAAAGUAGAGUAAUUCUAUCAGUGGUCCUCAACAAUCCAGAGAUAAGUGAUUAGUUUAUAACUUUGAAAUGUGAAAUUCUAGAACUGUGUACAAUUAUCUCAAGGCUUUCUGCAGUAGCUACUCAAGUUGUACCAGAUUCUUUGAGACCCAGCCUUUAUUAAUAAGGCCAUGAGUACUGAACAUGCAAGUUGAAAUAUAAAUGAAAUAACCAUACUUAAAUAGCACUGAGGAAAAUUCUUUAUGCACUUUAAUGUAAAAUAAGAUUUGAUCGUGGGUGACAGGUGGUAAUAAGACCAUCCCAGUAACUCAGUUGCUGAAUAAUGGCUGAAUUGCUGAAAGAAGAAAUGUUGAUAAGAAAUACAAGUCUUCAAAAAUCAAUGUAUUGCAGCAAAUAAUUGUGGAGACCAAUGUGUCCAGAUCUGACUAAAAGCAUUUUAGAAUUUUUUUUUUCUCAUACUAGGUGUCACUUACCAGUGAACAAUGAGAAUUUAGAAUAACAUGCCUUUUUGACAACUGCAAAGCACUUUGCAAGCUGGUCAUUUUAAGUAGAAAAACAUUCCAGAGUUCAGUUACAGAUGGGGCUUCACAUACAGGUAAUUGUGGGUGAAAGGAUCUCCUCGGUACCCUUUUCUAUAGUCCCUAUUCACUGGUGGCUUCUUUAUAGCAUAUUACAUUACUAUAGCUAAUUCAAAAGAAGGCUUACUUUAUCUGGUUUUCUCAUAUUGUAAAACUAGUUAGUAUAUUUAGGCCUGAUGAUUUAAAAUGAAGUUUAAAGGUAACUUGGAACUCUUCCAUAUCAAACAAAUAAGGCAUAUUUUAGUACGUUAUAAAUAAUUUACCUUUCUCCUCGCCCUUCUAUGUAAAAUUCAUCUCAUCUCAGUAUGCACUCUCCUGGUAUUAGCCUUAUUCAUGAAGAGCACUGGAAGCUGGUAACCCAUAACAUGUUUUCUUCUCCCUAGAAUAUUUAUAUGGAUUUUGAAUUUGAAUAAACGCAUUAAUAAACCAAUUAUUUCAGAAAUCAAAAACCUGAAGAGAGGUAAAACUGGGAAAAUGUUCUUCCUGCAGAGAUUAGACAGCCAAUGUUAUCCAAGUGGUUUGCAUGCUGGAGUUAUUGGUGAAUGAAUGGUGUCAGUGUGCACUUUGCAGGACACAACUUUCCCUGCAAGGUUAGUAAAUGUUAUCUCAAUAGCAAAGUGUUCCUGUAUCAUUUUCAAGAGGAGGUAUGAGCUUAUAUUCUUACAGGACAUCUGCUCCAAAUACCUAUAAAAAUGGUUUCUAAUUGAUUGGAGAUGUAAUUCAUCUGAAUUCUGAUUUUAGUUUCCUUAUUUAAAAUACCCAUCCACACCUUUUGUUUAUAUUCCAAGAUAGAAUCAAGUUCCUUGUCUCCCAGUUACUUUACUGAAUAUAGCAUCACAAUAUGUUAAAUUCAAGAUGCCAGGACUUGAGUGUUUUGGGGUGCAUUACUGUUGACCAGUCUGAGGACCCAGUUCCGCUUUCUAAAGUGACCUGGAUGGUGAUGUACUACAAAAAGGCAGGCAGACUGGUUUUGGCAGUACCUUGUAAGUUUACAUGUCAGGCAGUUGGAUAAAGUACUGAUUCACUGAGCCUGCCGCGUUGGAAAGGAAUAGUAAUUCCAAGCUGUUACAUUUUAAUUUAAAAUUUGCAAAAUGUUUUUAACAGAUAUGACAUUUUUACUAUUUUUUUUAAACUGUGUUUAUAGUCAAAACCUUGAGGUAAUGUGGGUCCACUACUUAGUUUACUUUUGUUUUAAUGUUUUUGGGGAAAAUAAUUAGCUAAUACAUUUAGAUUUACAUGACAGAGUCCUCAGAUUAAAGAACUGUACAUGUGUGGAGGAGUGAAUUUUUCUUUUUUCACAAAUGCAAUCACAGGAUCAUUUUUUUAACUGAUUUUAAGGAAAAAUAGUGAGGAUUUACCUAACAAUAAAGCUAUAUUCUAGGAUUUUUUCAAUUAAGGUGUGGUGUUUUAAAAUAAUCUAUUUCUGUAGAUUGGCCUUGCAGGUUCUAUUUUUUUCAAAUUGUGUUCAAAAUAUGGCUGUCCUCUCUGCUUUGUGGAACAUUUCUCACAUGCUGCGCAGUGACUCAUAAUUCUGUAAAAUUUGCAAUGUUUGAAAAAUGUGUCUUAGUGUUUCAAUAUACUGAAUGAUCUUAAUGUAUUUUAAGUCCAAGUUGACUGGAUAUUAAUAAUACCUUUUUCUGUUGAAUAUUUAUCUGUAAAAGAUAAAAUUUUGAAGUGAUUAUCUUUCCCCCAGCAAUGAACUUCAAGUCUAAAUUGUCUCCAUUAUCCACUGAAAUUCAGCAUUUGAUGUGGUGUCCCUUUCCCCCUGCAUUUUUAAAGCAUUUAUUAAGGAUACAGUGAUAGCAGUAAAUACCCCAGUGGAUUACCAUAUUACAGGGGCUGUUUGGUGGUUUGUGUUAUGGUCCAGAAGUAGUGGGAGAAACACAUAUUUUAAGGAUAAGUUUGCAUCCUUUAUUCCUUGUGAAUCAUCCUUGAACCAAAAGCUUUUUAGACUCUAUUUUUUUUCCCUUCCUUGAAUUCCCACACGGAUUUUCUUGCUUUAUUUUAAAGUGACUCUUACUUUUGGAGGAAGAAGCCAUUAUGAACAUUUUAAGUUUUUAAAAGCAGGGCUAAAUUCUACUCUUGAUCUGUGAAUUUUGUACUGUACUUCCUGUUCAUUAAUAGUUGAGAAUAGUGAUUACUGGUUUGAAAGCUACAAACCAUGUUAGCCAAAACAAAUUUUCUGAUUCUGUCAUGUGCAGCUUUUUCAGCUGUAUCUGGAGACUGAGUUUUUGAGAGGUUUCUACUGCCCCCUCUUUGAUAAAGGAGAGUACAGGAAUGUUUUUAGGUAUGUUUUGUCUAGGUUAUACAUUGAUUACAGUCUUAUGUCCUCUUUAUAAUUUUACCUGGUUUUUUUUCUGUAACAAAGGAAAAAAUAUAUAUUAUAGAAGUACCUCUAAUAGUGAUGAGUACAUCAAAUACAGUCUUCAUGCAAAGAGUUUUUGUGCCCUAGUCUGUUCAAAGUGUGGCAAUUCUUGAAAAUUGUCAAUGCAGUAAUCCUUUUUCUAAACUUGACUUAGAUGCUUUCCUUAUAGAGGAAACCAGAGCACCGUAUUGUUUAAGAUUCCUUUUACGUUCAUAUGUUCUUGAGGCAUUUUGGCAUGGUAGAACAACUGAUGAGUAUUGACUUCUGUACACAGCCUGCCCUUCUGCACAUACCUAAGGGCUUACAGAAGUGAAUAUAAAAUGACAGUGUGCUUUUUUCCUUCUAGCUUAAGUAUUGUGCUGCUUCUGUUCUUAUUGUUGGCUCUGAAUAGAGAGUACCACUAACACCUCUCUUGCAGUUUACCUUGCAGUUUAUGUGCAUAAUGUAAAUGAGAAAUUGGGAUGUACCAAAAAGAUUUUUUUCAAUAGAGGGUUUGCAUAGCUUAAGUAAUUCUUCCUUUCUUGUUAGUGAGACACAAAUCAUUAAGAUCAAAAGCAGAUGAUAUUACAUAAAAAAAGAAAUAGGAAUCGAGGCUUUAAAGCUCAGUAGUUCAAUUUUUGAAAUGUAUGUCCUUUGAGGAAAAUAAAGCAGAAGCUUUAAGUGGAUGUUGGGUCUACAGAAACUUCAGUCAGUCAGGCUUUGCUGAAGCAAAAGAAACUGAAAGUAUAUAAUAAAAAGAAAAGAAUACAAGGAAGGAAAAGACCCAAGAUGUUGAGCACUUGGAAAUUGGAAAGGAUGAAAAUCAUCUAAAAAACUUGUCCAGAAAUAAGAAGAAUGAUUGGAGAAGUAAAAAACAGUAAGAAAAUAUAUUGUAUCAGAAUGCACAAAACUAGGUAGGAUGAGGUUUUCUUUCUUUUACCGAUAUUCUGAUAGUUGGGUAAUUCCCCCAGCAAAAACUCAUAUUUUUUCCUGUAAUGAAAAUCAGAGGCUCUGUCUAACUCCUGAUACGGUGUUCAGCCUUACAGGUACAAACUUAUUUGUCCACUGAAAACUGCUAAGAAUUAUGUAACCUCAGUUGUUGGUGAUGUAUGUGUGUGGUAAGUGGAGGGUGAGUAAUGUUAUUUGUGGAAGUGAGAGCUGGAGUGAAUUAAAGAGAAAAUUAAUUGAUUCUUUUAGACAGAAGAUGACUGAAGCACCAUACUGAAUGUGCAGUGGAAAAAUAAGUGCUCUAAGGUCUACAGAAUUCUUGUAGUGGACUGUAGUUAUUGAUAAAUACAUUAGUCUGUAUUUUUCAGUUUGCUGAGACAUCGGUGGAUAAGCAAGAUUUCUAAUUAAAUCACAUUCUGAAAAGGAGAUAAAAUAUUCGAAAUGUAAUGUGAAAGGAUGUAUGUUUUUUAAUACCACAGACACUACAGUACAUACAAUAGGCAGAAAAUAUUCUGUAUUACAUAGGGUGCUUGUGGACAUUUUUUUUUCUUGUGUAAAUCAAAGCCACCAAUUAAAAUAAAAGGUUGUGGUCACUUUUUUUAAGUGUUACACUAACAGCGAGCCCAGUCAAAUUUUUGUAUAGCCAGCAUUCAUAGUUCUGUUCUGGGGAGGUGGUGCCUGUCAAAAUAGUGGAAUACAGGUCCAUAAUCUAGCAUAAGUUUGGGUUUUGUAAUAUAAAUUUAGGCUGUUUAAAAUUUUAGAGGUUGGGAUCAGCUGCUUCAAAUCUGAAGCCAGAAGAAAAAAGAAAGCAAUGAUGUAUAAAUGAUGUAAUAUAAAAGGGAUUUUGUAAGUUUCUCUUCAAAUUAAAUAUGCUGAAGAACUAUAUGAGAAGUGUUUGAAAAAUGUCUAAAGCGUUUGGAAAGCAUUUUGGCUAUUGCCAAGAUGGUAUUAAAUUUGAAAGCCAACAGCGAGGAUUUUUCACUCAUGGUAGAACUAGCAAUCUCAAAGUCAAAAUCUAUUUUUCCAUGCAGUCUUUUAAUCGGAUUCACCAGCCCCCACCCCGCACCUUGCAUUUUGGUGUAUUGGCUUUUUUGUUCUGUGUCUUGGUUACUCCAUAUUAGUAUGGGGAAGUCUUUUUGAUCUGUGAGCUGUAGACUCACUGAGUAUUGGAAUACUUACCUGAAUAUGUUCUUUGUUUUGUAAUUAUACUUGAAUUCAGUAUAUUCUGUAUCAUGUGUGGAAGUUGUAAUUAUUCAGUAAAAUGUUACAUAGCCAGUAAA